AUGUGGUUCUUUCAGACUUCAAUUGACUAUGAUUAUUUCUUUGCGUGUAGCCCCUUGACGUGUUUGACUGCAAACUACCUGUGUUUUGAUAAUUUGACUUUUUUGGAGCUUGAUGCUGGCAAUCUUGGAGGGAAAUGGCUGCCAAACUUGCUUGAUAGCUCACCACAACUGAAAACUCUUGUCUUUAAGGAGAACAAACAUAGUUGCGAUGAUUUGGCUCCCCCAGAGCGGGUGCCUUCAUGUCUAAAGUUUCACCUCAAGAUGAUUGAAGUCUUAAAGACUCUGAAUAUUCGUGUCCGGAUGACCAAACAGGAAGAGUGUGAAGCUUUGAAGAAGUUAUUGAGUUGUUUGGAUUCUUUCCCUUUUACCCCCGAGUAG
This is a messenger RNA of Ilex paraguariensis (yerba mate), 378 nucleotides long. Lineage: Eukaryota; Viridiplantae; Streptophyta; Magnoliopsida; Aquifoliales; Aquifoliaceae. The record is from the annotation of a GenBank genome assembly.